Schizophyllum commune H4-8 is the source of this 1855-nucleotide messenger RNA. RefSeq lists its product as uncharacterized. The transcript is spliced from 3 exons. The record is from RefSeq and is a predicted model, not a curated record. The coding region runs from base 130 to 1470 and encodes 446 amino acids. Lineage: Eukaryota; Fungi; Basidiomycota; Agaricomycetes; Agaricales; Schizophyllaceae.
ACCUUCAACCUUUCUUCUCCGUGCGGUAUAAAGCUGCGAGCAGCGCCGCCAGUCCAUUCUCUUCCUCAUCCCCCACUGUCUCUCCUCCCCCGCGCUCUCUUCCGCACCACCUCCCACAACAACUUUACGAUGAGGGCUUUUACGAUCGCAUCUGUCGCCGCCGCGCUUGUCGCGUCGGUCUCUGCUCAUAUGGAGAUGACCUCGCCCCCGCCACUGCGCAGCAAGGCCAACAAGAACGCUGGUCAGAACAUCGACUACAGCAUGACCUCACCUCUGGAAGCCGACGGUUCCAACUUCCCGUGCAAGGGAUACCUUGAUGACACGGAGGGCAAGGAGUCCGUGGCGACCUGGCAGGCUGGCUCUUCGCAGCAGAUCACCAUCACCGGCGGUGCGAACCACGGCGGUGGCUCCUGCCAGCUCUCGAUCUCCGAGGACGAGGGCAAGACCUUCAAGGUCAUCAAGUCCUUCGAGGGCAAGUGCCCGGCGAACUCGGGUGACAACACUCUGAACGUCGACAUCCCCACGGACGUCAAGAACGGCGACGUCGUCUUCGCCUGGACCUGGAACAACGAGAUCGGCAACCGCGAGUUCUACAUGAACUGCGCGAUGGUCACCAUCGAGAACGGUGGCUCCGGCCUCGACUCGUACCCGGACAUGUUCGUCGCCCAGCUCAGCAGCAUCAACUCGUGCACUAUCGCGGAGGGUAUCGACGUCAAGUACCCGAACCCCGGCGACCAGGUCGAGACCGCUGAUGGCGCCAACCUCGGCGACCCGACCGGCGACUGCGGUGCCACCGGUAGCUCCUCUGGCGGCUCUUCUGGUGGCAGCGGCUCGUCCUCUGCUGGCGGUGCUGGUGCCACUGGUGCUUCGUCCGCUGGCGGUGCCGGUGCGUCCGCGUCUGUCUCUAUCGGCAUUGGCGGCGGCUCCGGCUCUGCCCCGACCUCGGCUGCUGGCGCCUCCUCUGCCGCUGCCUCCGCCACUGGUGUCAACAAUGGUGGCGACGUCGGCGGCCUCUCCUCUGCCCUCGGUGGCGCCAGCUCUGCCGCUGGUGCUGGUGGUGCUUCUGCCACGUCCGCCGCUUCCGGCUCUUCCGCGACCGGCGCUGCUGGUUCGUCUGGUUCCGCCGGUGGUGCGUCUGGCGCCUCCGGUGCCGCUGGCUCGUCCGCCACUGGCGCUGCCGGCGGUGCGUCGGGCACUGGCUCCGCGUCUGGCGCUGCCGGCUCUGCCGUCCCGUGCGACAACGAGGGCGAGACCCGCUGCGACUCCACGACCACCUGGAGUGUCUGCGGCUCCGGCAUCUGGCAGAACAUGGGCAGCACCGCCGCGGGCAUGAAGUGCGUCAACGGGUCGAUGGAGCUCGACAGCGACUCCGCUGCCUCGUCCUCCCCGGCCGCCAGCGCGCGCGCCCUCCGCGAAGCGCGCUCCUUCGUCUCGCACAAGCGCCACUGGAAGAGCCGCCGCCACGCUUAAGCGUCUCGGCCCUCUUCCUUCGUGGCGUGUACGCUAUGUCUACAUGCCCAUGCCCCAGCUGCCGUCCUGCUUAUGCUGUCGUCCAUGCUGUCCUCAUGUCCAGUGUUCUCCAUAUCAUUAUGGAUCUGCGAUCGUCUCUCUUCGCAUCCCCUCUUUAGAUUGUUCCCGGUCUCGGUCUCGUCUCGGUUACCUACUUAUUUACACUUACGUGCUGGGGGCGGGCUGCGAGCAGCCCGUCACGGCUUGACGCCACGACACGAUACCUUUGCAUGCGUAAUGCAUGAUGUAGAUUAGUUUACGGCUAGCGCGAGCGCAGUCAAUGGAGGCCUUCAGUGCCAAUGAAAUGUACCUCUAGACCGAGUGAUUCGUGAGCACAAUCUGCCAG